CCGAGAAGAAUCACACAUACCUCAUCACAACGUUUACACUACCGUGAGAAAAGUCCGGUACAAAUACUCAAGAAACUCCCCAGAUAUAGAUAGAUUAGAGCCUCUCUCUUGAGGUUCUAAUGCGAGUAGAAGCUAUGGUUGACUAUCAUCAGAUUGGGUAGAGACUUUCAUUGACUUAAUCGUGGCUCGCUCGUUUCAUCUUCCACCACCAAUCCAAUCCAUUGAUCCAAUCACGUUUUGGUUUUCGUCUUCGGCACCGCCCAGCCCAGUCCAGUCAGUGAAACAGCUAUUUGGUAUUUUAUCCAUGUUUUUUUUUUGUUACGAAAAGAACUUCAUGUAAACCUCAUGGCUGAUCACACAACCUCUGUUGUAAACCAAACUCCAAGCAUGCACAAUAAGUCCUCCUCGUUGUCUUUCUUUCUUUAUAAACCCUAAACCCUAGCUUCUUUAACAAGCAAAAAAACUCCCUAGCUACAUGACGAGAUUAUUCUCUUCUGUGUUGGUGUUUCUAUUCUUAUCAAUUUCAGCUCUAUGUUCAGCCACCGUGGAAAACGCGGCGGAUUGUGUAGCCGUUGGAAUGCUGAUAUCCUCAUGCACUGAGUUUGUGAAUUACGGUUACCCGGAUCCCAUACCCGGUUCAAGCUGCUGCGACGCGAUGACAGUCCUCGGAACUUACUCUGAUUCUUCUGACAAGAGAAUGUGGCUCUGUAACUGCUUCAUUGAUCUCAUCAAUGUCUAUAACUCAAACGCCACAGCUAUUUCUACCUUGUCUGGCUUCUGCGGCAUCGUUUUGGGCUUCACCAUCGAUCCAAACACCGAUUGCAACUUCAUUCAGUGAAGGCAAGGGACAAGACUUUUGGAGCCUCGGUGUUGUGGAUCAAACUGAACAGAUUGUUUAUGAUGUAGUAUUAAACUCAUAGUUCUUGUCUUGUUAAAAAAAACAGUUAACGAACAUUACAUCAGGUUAGUUUAGAGUUUGGUUUUGAUUGAACAUUUAAUCAAGAAACAUAAAAGAACA
Brassica napus (rape) is the source of this 1018-nucleotide messenger RNA. RefSeq names its product putative non-specific lipid-transfer protein 14. NCBI's taxonomy places the organism in Eukaryota, Viridiplantae, Streptophyta, Magnoliopsida, Brassicales, Brassicaceae. Bases 476 to 838 code for a protein of 120 amino acids. The transcript is spliced from 2 exons. The record is from RefSeq and is a predicted model, not a curated record. Gene Ontology annotation, biological process: lipid transport. Gene Ontology annotation, molecular function: lipid binding. Gene Ontology annotation, cellular component: membrane.